GGGUUUGGAAAGACAGCGGCGUUCUCCAGACUUUAGCGUCAGACCACGUGACCGGUGAGCAGCAGGGCUCUGUCCGAGGUGCUGAAGCAGGAAAACCAACCCAGCAGCCGAAUCCGCCGUUGGUUUUCAGCGAUAUGUGGUCCAUCAGCGCUGGCUCGACGUCCGAGCUGCUCCGUGUGCUGCUGGACCGAUCACGUAGAGAUGGUUAGCGUGAUAUCUCCAGACUCAUCCCGCCCCUCGCGCCCCCUUUGGCACGCUUCCGCCUCAAACCGACCAAUGAGAGCGCGAUGCGCUGCAGCUUAUAAAGCCUUCUGCCGUCGAGCUGUUCACCCCGCCGUCCCCCGCCGUCCUAUAAACCACUGAGCCGAGCCGCAUCCCCAGACCUACCGCAACCCGCGAAGAUGGCGACCCGGACCAUGCAAGCUGCCCGAUGCCCGACAGAUGAGCUGUCACUGACUAACUGUGCCGUCGUGAGCGAGAAGGAUCUGCAGUCCGGACAACAUGUGACGGUGAAAACGACACCAAACCACAAGUACGCGUUUACAGUAAAGACCCAUCAUACUGUAGCACCUGGAAGCAUCGCCUUCAGCCUGCCGCAGAGGAAAUGGGCUGGUCUCUCCAUCGGCCAGGAAGUGGAAGUGUCCAACUAUAACUUUGACAAGUCCAAGCAGUGCAUUGGCGCCAUGACGAUCGAAAUCGACUUCCUGCAAAAGAAGAGCACCGACUCCUCUCCCUACGACUCGGACAAGAUGGCCGGCGAGUUCAUCCAGCAGUUCAACAACCAGGCCUUCUCCGUCACCCAGCAGUUAGUGUUCAGUUUCUGUGACAAGCUGUUCGGACUGGUGGUGAAGGACAUCGAGGCGAUGGACACCAGCAUCCUGAAAGGAGAACCAGCUUCUGGGAAGAAGUCGCAAAAGAUCGAUGUCGGUCUGAUGGUGGGCAACAGCCAGGUCAUCUUCGAGAAGGCAGAGAAUUCUUCACUCACACUAGUUGGUAAGGCAAAGACCAAGGAGGCACGGCAGACAAUCAUCAACCCGGACUGGAACUUUGAGAAAAUGGGAAUUGGAGGUUUGGACAAGGAAUUCUCUGACAUUUUCCGCAGAGCCUUCGCAUCCAGGGUUUUCCCUCCUGAUAUUGUGGAGCAGAUGGGCUGCAAGCACGUGAAGGGAAUCCUGCUGUUUGGCCCACCAGGGUGUGGAAAAACUCUGAUGGCCCGGCAGAUAGGCAAGAUGCUCAACGCCCGUGAGCCGAAGGUGGUUAACGGUCCGGAGAUCCUCAACAAGUACGUGGGAGAGUCUGAGGCCAACAUCCGCAAGCUGUUUGCCGACGCAGAGGACGAGCAGAAGAGGCUUGGCGCCAACAGCGGCCUGCACAUCAUCAUCUUCGAUGAGUUGGAUGCUAUCUGCAAGCAGAGAGGCACGGGCGCCAGCAGCACGGGUGUACACGACACGGUGGUCAACCAGCUGCUGUCGAAAAUCGAUGGCGUGGAGCAACUUAACAACAUCCUGGUUAUUGGAAUGACCAACAGGCCCGACCUCAUUGAUGAUGCUCUGAUGAGGCCUGGCAGGUUUGAGGUGAAGAUGGAAAUCGGUCUGCCUGAUGAGAAGGGUCGCUUCCAGAUCCUGAACAUCCACACCAUUAAGAUGCGGAACUUUAACCUGCUGGCUGGAGACGUUGACAUCAAAGAGCUGGCCGCAGAGACAAAGAACUACAGCGGUGCCGAGCUGGAGGGGCUCGUCCGGGCCGCACAGUCCACCGCCAUGAACCGACAUAUCAAGGCUACAACUACAGUUGAGGUGGACAUGGAGCGGGCGGAGAAGCUCCAGGUCACCAGGGCUGACUUCAUGGGAUCCCUCAACAAUGACAUCAAGCCCGCUUUUGGCACAAACCAGGAGGAUUACUCCAGCUACAUCAUGAACGGGAUCAUCAAAUGGGGCGACCCCGUUACCCACGUCCUGGAUGACGGAGAGCUGCUUGUCCAGCAGACCAAGAACAGCGACCGCACUCCUCUGGUGGCCGUACUCCUGGAGGGUCCAUCCCACAGUGGGAAGACGGCCCUGGCAGCGAAGAUCGCAGAGGACUCCCAGUUCCCCUUCAUUAAGCUCUGCUCUCCAGACAAGAUGAUUGGAAACUCUGAGAUCUCCAAAUGCCAGGCUAUCAAAAAGGUCUUCGAUGACGCAUACAAGUCCCAGCUCAGCUGUGUGGUGGUGGACGACAUCGAGCGCCUGCUGGACUACGUGCCUAUUGGUCCUCGUUUCUCUAACCUUGUGCUGCAGGCUCUGCUGGUGCUGCUUAAAAAACCUCCACCCAAGGGCCGGAAGCUGCUCAUCAUCGGCACCACCAGCAGGAAGGACGUCCUGCAGGAGAUGGAGAUGCUGGACGCCUUCAGCACCACCAUCCACGUCCCCAACAUCUCCACUGGGGAGCAGCUGGUGGACGCCUUAGAGCUCCUCGGAAGCUUCACCGAUAAAGAGCGAGCCAGCAUCGGCCAGCAGCUCCGGGGGAAGCGGGUCUGGAUCGGGAUCAAGAAGCUGCUGGUGCUCAUAGAGAUGUCGCUGCAGAUGGAUCCAGAUUACAGAGUGAUCAAAUUCAUGACUCUGCUUAGAGACGAGGGAGCUGAUCGCAGCUUGUAAGAGCAGAGGGAGCAAGUGGAGCUGAGGAGACUUUCCCUGUCUGCAAAACCAUAAACACGAACCAACGUGGCAGGAUAAAACUGACCCCUGGUCUAACUCCUCUCCCCCUCCGCAUGUCCAACCGAAAAGACGUCUCCUUGUCUCCUCCCCUCACGCUCACCGACGUCACUAACGGCACUUAUAUCAACAUGUUGCAGCCAACUAUUGGAAGUUGUAAUGUGAAAAUCUGUACUCUGUAAAGGAACUUACAAUAGAUGAUUGUGGAGAAAAUAAUAAAGUGUUGUUUUGUGCAUUGUGCGUAAAAAAAGCUACAAAAAAAAAGGAGCAGGCGGUGUUUUAAGCUCUACUCUGUUGUAUUUGUUGCCUCCUUCUCGUCCCGCUGACUGUAGUUAUUGUCAUGCGUCCUCACGAGCCGUUUAAAACGCAACUCUGACUCCAGUACUGAGGUCGUUUGGCUGCCGAGGUGUGAAUACAUGAGAGCUUUUAGUGAUAUAGCUGUGGCUGUACAAAGAUGCUGUUUCAUGUGUAAAUGUAAUCCCUUUAAAGACAGAGUAUGAUAUUGUUCUGUAAAUAGUAUAUAUAUAGAGAGAGGAAAAAACAGUAUAUGAACAGAUGAUGGAUAUUUCCUAGUAUAUCAGUAUGAUCUUCCUUGCUGUGGAGAUGUUGAUUUGGUUUUAGUGUAGAAAUAAAAUCACGUAACGGAUCGUCGGCCGCUCCGUCUGUACGCAGUGCUGUUCAGUUCAUUGUGGGGAACCCCAUGCUGCAUGUGUAUGGUGUGUGUAUGAAUGGUUGACUAAGGUUUAUUCAAAUGCAAUCGUGUGUGUGUGUG
Messenger RNA from Gambusia affinis (western mosquitofish), 3462 nucleotides. Its product is annotated as vesicle-fusing ATPase. Gene Ontology annotation, biological process: Golgi to plasma membrane protein transport; SNARE complex disassembly; intra-Golgi vesicle-mediated transport. The record is from RefSeq and is a predicted model, not a curated record. Gene Ontology annotation, molecular function: ATP binding; ATP hydrolysis activity. Bases 402 to 2633 code for a protein of 743 amino acids. Gene Ontology annotation, cellular component: Golgi stack. Lineage: Eukaryota; Metazoa; Chordata; Actinopteri; Cyprinodontiformes; Poeciliidae. The transcript is spliced from 20 exons.